AUGGCUACUGAGGACGCCCGCUACAGGGCUUCAAGCCAGUUUCGCCUCUGGUCGUUUACGCCUUCACAGCUGUCAACGCUUCGCACUGAUAGCAACAACCUGGCCAAGACGGCCAUAUCUGCAAGGCUUCAAGGCUCCAAUCCGCCAGUCGAUCCGUUGCCCGAGUUCCUGACGCCGGCCGAGGAGCUAUCGCUGCUCACAUUUUACACCGUCGAGCUCCUGCGAGCGGCCGCCUUCCUAGAACUUCCCACCGAGAUCCGAGCGACGGCUGCCAUCUUCUUGCGACGAUUCUACGUUACAAACAGCAUAAUGACGUACCCUCCUACGGAACUGCUCAAGACAUGCCUCUUCUUUGGAUGUAAAGCAGAGGGAUACUACAUGCGCUUGUCCAAGUUUGCAGAUAAAUUCCCCAAUACGAGCGCCGAGGUGGUAUUGGCUGCGGAAUACGUCCUGUGCCAGGGCAUACGGUUUGCAUUCGACGUUAAACAUCCGUUUCGGGCACUCGAGGGCACAAUCAUGGAAUUGCGGCGUCUCGGAGAUUUUGAGCAGUCGAGGAUAGAUCGCGGCCACGCCCGAGCGAGGGAGAUUCUAAAGUUCAGCCCAAUUGUCACGGAUGCCUAUUUCCACUACACGCCCAGUCAAAUUAUGCUUGCUGCACUGGCGAUGGCUGAUGAAGGCUUGGCGCAACGAUUGCUGAGAGAUGCUUUCGCAGGACAGGGCGAGGCAGCAAAAGAUCAAAUCUGGAGCGUUAUCCAAACAUGCCGUGGAAUGCUCGAGAAGGAGCCUCCAGAGAGAAUGACCGAGCACUGGGGUAGCCAAGAGACAAAUAAGGCAAUGAAACCACUGGUGAAGAAACUCAAGAAAUGUCGAGACCCUGAUAGGGUGGACCUAGUUGCGCUGCAAAAGGCCCGCCGCGAGCAGGCUGAAAAGAAGAAGCCUAAACCUGGACUGAAAGACGACGCCGCGGUCUUCGGUGGAUCACUUGGGGAACCAGAUGCAAAGCGUCGAAAGACAAUAAAUGCGGAUGAUCCAUUCGGGCCUCCCAUUGCUUUGUAG
Pestalotiopsis fici W106-1 is the source of this 1056-nucleotide messenger RNA. RefSeq lists its product as uncharacterized. Gene Ontology annotation, molecular function: cyclin-dependent protein serine/threonine kinase regulator activity. NCBI's taxonomy places the organism in Eukaryota, Fungi, Ascomycota, Sordariomycetes, Amphisphaeriales, Sporocadaceae. The record is from RefSeq and is a predicted model, not a curated record. The coding region runs from base 1 to 1056 and encodes 351 amino acids. The transcript has 2 exons. Gene Ontology annotation, biological process: regulation of transcription by RNA polymerase II; regulation of cyclin-dependent protein serine/threonine kinase activity. Gene Ontology annotation, cellular component: nucleus; transcription factor TFIIK complex.